AUGGAAGGCCUCCCAAGAAAAUUUGUCAAGAAAGCCGAUUUCGACAACACUGUGGCUGUCUUGGAGCGCCAACUGCGCGAGAGUGAGACUCGUCGCGAAGCGGAGCUUCGGCGUUUCGAGGCCUUCGAGAAUACCGGCUGUAUCGAUGUGAAAGGUCCAAUUAUAUCCAGAGUGAGGCGCAUGCGUGAUGCAGCCUUUGGCCGCUCCGCAGAAAAGUAA
Penicillium mononematosum is the source of this 219-nucleotide messenger RNA. RefSeq lists its product as uncharacterized. The coding region runs from base 1 to 219 and encodes 72 amino acids. Lineage: Eukaryota; Fungi; Ascomycota; Eurotiomycetes; Eurotiales; Aspergillaceae. The record is from RefSeq and is a predicted model, not a curated record. The transcript has a single exon.